ACACCAAAGCCACACACUCCGACACAGCCCAUAAACACCUAGUGAGUGUUCGUGUGCAUAUGAGUGUGCACUGUGCUUGAGAAAGGUCCCAGGUGUACCAGAGAAUUCAACCAGAGGGAUCCAACAGGAGAUCACACUUGAUAUUCCAAAGCAGUGCACUGGGAAAGUAUGGCGGCAUGGGAUCUCUCGGUUAUUGUAGACGACUUGAGUGCAGACUCACCCCCCAUCACUAUCAGUGUCACAUCAGAUCUCCACAUCGGUGGCGUGAUAUUCAAAGUAGUUGAGAAGAGCCAGAUGAAGAAGGACUGGUCAGACUUUGCCCUGUGGUGGGAACAGAAGCAGCGCUGGCUCCUGCACACAGCCUGGACACUGGACAAGUGUGGCAUCCAUGCGGACGCCAAGCUCAUCUUCUCUGCCCAGCACAAGCCCCUCCACUUGGGCCUGCCCAACGGGGUGACCUUGCGGAUGCUUGCCAGCUUCGCGGCGCCUGUGUUCCGUACAGUGAUAGAUAUAUGCAAGGUUUUGAACAUCCGUCACCCAGAGGAGCUGUCUCUGCUGCGGCCAGUAGAAGAAAAGAAGAAAAAGAAAGAUAAAAAUUCUACAGAGGAGAUCUAUGACAUCACAGACGUUCCCUUGACCUCUGUUUCAGUCCAGUGCCUGUACAAUGGGAUGCCGGCUCAUUUCGCCGACUCUCCCAAGACCGAGGCCGUGUAUAAGAUGCUGUCAGUCAGCCAGCCCUCUCCGGCCCCCGAGACGCUCGCCAAACUGUACCGGCCUGCCAGCAUAGUGGACAAAACCCACAUCCACACCAGGUGGCUGGACUCUUCACGCUCUCUCAUGCAGCAGGGCAUUCAAGAGAAUGACAAGCUCACGCUCCGCUUCAAAUACUACACCCUGUAUGAUCUGGAGCCCAAGUAUGACGUUGUGAGGUUGACUCAGAUGUAUGAGCAGGCACGCUGGGCCAUCCUGCUGGAGGACGUUGACUGCACGGAGGAGGAGAUGAUGCUGUUCGGUGCACUUCAGUACCACAUUGGGAAAGUGUCCCAGUCGGAUGCGCAGGCGCUGAACUCUGGGCUGGAGGACCUGGACUCUGCCCUGCAGUCCCUGGAGGUGAAGAUGGGAGUGGAGAGCACGGCAAACGAGCUGUUGGAAAAUAUGACUGCACCUGAAUUGAAUGAAUACCUAAAAAUCUUCAGGCCUAAACGACUUACACUAAAAGGUUACAAGCAGUAUUGGUGUAAGUUUAAAGACACAUCAAUCUCCUAUUUCAAGAGUCAAGAGGAAAGCUACGGGGAGCCCAUUCAGCAAAUGAAUUUAAAAGGCAGUGAAGUGGCCCCUGACGUGAAUGUUGCUGGGCAGAAGUUCUGCAUUAAACUUCUGAUUCCUGCGCCGGAGGGCAUGAACGAAGUGUACCUGCGCUGUGAUAAUGAGAAGCAGUAUGCUCAGUGGAUGGCUGCCUGUAAAUUGGCCUCCAAAGGCCUGACUAUGGCGGACAGCUCGUUUGACAGCGAGGUGAAGAGCAUCCAGACGUUCCUGUCCAUGCAGCGCACCAACCCAGGAGCCCAGGUCACCCAGACCGACGACAGCAUCAACACCCUUAGCUUGGUCUCACCACGCUAUCAUAAGAAGUUCAAGGCCAAGCAGCUGACACCACGCAUCCUCGAGGCAUACCAGAAUGUGGCCCAGCUGCCCCUCAUGGCGGCCAUUUUGAAGUUCUUGCAGAUCUGGCAGGCUCUAUCUGACUUUGGCAUUUCAUAUUUCAUGGUCAGGUUUAAGGGCAGUCGGAAGGACGAGGUCUUGGGCAUUGCCAACAAUCGCCUCAUCCGUAUAGAUUUAGGAGUGGGGGAUGUGGUGAAGACCUGGCGCUACAACAACAUGAGGCAGUGGAAUGUCAACUGGGACAUCAAACAGAUGGCCAUUGAGUUUGAUGGAAACAUAAACAUUGCAUUUGGCUGCGUGAACGCUAACUGCAAGAUCGUCCACGAGUACAUCGGCGGAUACAUCUUCAUGUCCACUCGUGGUCGUGACCAGAGCGACACCCUGAAUGAGGAGCUCUUCCACAAACUUACUGGAGGCCAUGAGGCCCUCUAAAGACAUGAGAGCAUAACUGUGGAUGUAUUUAUCACUUCAAACUCUUUUCACACAAACAGCUAUAGGCUACACUUGCAUUCCAUGAACAACUCACACAGACUGUGUGAGCUGUAGGCUAUGGCACUGUGGUUUGUUAUGGAAACUAAAUAAUCUCUAUUGCUCAUAUCACUGACAACUUAAAAAUAAAUAAUGUAUUAUAUA
Messenger RNA from Sardina pilchardus (European sardine), 2292 nucleotides. It is a transcript of the gene fermt3b, whose product is annotated as FERM domain containing kindlin 3b. Lineage: Eukaryota; Metazoa; Chordata; Actinopteri; Clupeiformes; Clupeidae. The transcript is spliced from 15 exons. Bases 169 to 2091 code for a protein of 640 amino acids. Gene Ontology annotation, molecular function: integrin binding. Gene Ontology annotation, biological process: regulation of cell-cell adhesion mediated by integrin; leukocyte cell-cell adhesion; cell-matrix adhesion. Gene Ontology annotation, cellular component: cell-substrate junction. The record is from RefSeq and is a predicted model, not a curated record.